UCGUGUCCAUGCACACAAUUUUAGGGGAAACGCAUUAAUAGCUUAAGCUAAAGCAACUAUCUUAGCUUCUCCCAAAUAUGGCUUCCACUAAUGUUUUAGGUGAUGAAGAAAGCCAGCUUUCUAAUGGGACUAAUAGAGUUCAACCUUACUCUGCGACACCAAAAAGCAGGACUAUUGAUGAUGAGGGAAAGAAGCAAACUUCUCUCUCAGUAUCUCAAAGGCUUGGCAUUGCUGACUUCUUUUCUUUGGAUGUAUGGCGAGCAUCGGUUGGAGAACUACUAGGCUCAGCGGUUCUUGUUUUCAUGUUGGACACUAUAGUGAUCUCUACCUUUGAAAGUGACACAAAAAUGCCAAAUUUGAUCAUGUCAAUUCUCAUAGCAAUUGUGAUCACAAUCCUACUCCUCGCGGUUGUUCCGGUGUCUGGAGGCCACAUCAACCCCGUCAUCUCCUUCUCCGCCGCGCUAGUAGGAAUUAUAUCCAUGUCAAGAGCCAUCAUUUACAUGGUGGCACAAUGUCUUGGUGCUAUUUUAGGUGCACUAGCUCUAAAAGCAGUUGUUAGCUCUACUAUUGCACAAACUUUCUCACUUGGUGGUUGCACCAUCACAGUAAUUGCACCAGGCCCAAAUGGGCCCGUUAUAGUGGGCCUAGAGAUGGCCCAAGCCUUGUGGCUAGAGAUCUUUUGUACAUUUGUUUUUCUCUUUGCAUCAAUUUGGAUGGCUUAUGAUCAUCGACAAGCUAAGGCCCUUGGCCAUGUCACUGUCUUGUCCAUUGUUGGUCUAGUUUUAGGUCUUCUUGUGUUUAUCUCAACCACGGUCACCGCGAAAAAGGGCUAUGCCGGGGCGGGGAUGAACCCGGCGAGGUGUUUCGGUGCAGCUCUUGUUAGAGGAGGUCACCUUUGGGAUGGACAUUGGAUCUUUUGGGUUGGGCCUACUAUUGCUUGUCUAGCCUUCUAUGUGUACACAAAGAUUAUUCCACCAAAGCAUUUCCAUGCAGAAUAUGGAUACAAGCAUGAUUUUCUUGGAGUUGUCAAGGCUUUGUGUGGGUCGGACGCAUAAAGGCCCAGAUGCAAUAAUGGGCCUAUGGUGAUGUAUUUGGUUUGUUCCUUUAUGGGCCGAUAAUAAACUAAUGUGUAAUAGCCUAAUAAAGUACUAGUAAGUAAACAGAACAUCAGAUGAUAUUGUCCCCACCCACUCGAUGUAAUUUAAACCUAAACCUAUCAAUGUUUCAACAAGUUUCUCUCUUUCUCUUUCC
Lycium barbarum (goji berry) is the source of this 1251-nucleotide messenger RNA. RefSeq names its product probable aquaporin TIP4-3. The coding region runs from base 78 to 1055 and encodes 325 amino acids. NCBI's taxonomy places the organism in Eukaryota, Viridiplantae, Streptophyta, Magnoliopsida, Solanales, Solanaceae. The transcript has 3 exons. Gene Ontology annotation, biological process: transmembrane transport. Gene Ontology annotation, cellular component: membrane. Gene Ontology annotation, molecular function: channel activity. The record is from RefSeq and is a predicted model, not a curated record.